CUGUAAAAUGGUAGACCCUAGAACAGAUCCGCAGUUCCAGAAACUGGCAGACCUAAGAAGGAGCGCAGUGCAUUAUUACAAAGAGAACCAAGUGCCUCAACUAAUGGAAACAGCUCUGAAUGAAAUGUUUUUCCAUCAACCACAAGAUGUCUAUGCCUACUUAGUUGAAUUCUUCCAGCAACAUGCCAAACCCACUACAAUAGAUAAGAUCGAGGCCGGCGAGUACUUUGACUCAAAAGGACAGCCUACACUUCAGACUGAAAUAUUCACAUUGACGAACUCCAAAUACAAGCGAAUGGGGUCUGCAUUCGUGGCUAGUUUCAACCAACUGUCAGAUGCGACCACAACUGAAAGGAAAGAACAGGAUGACGAAGAGAGGUUGAGGGGAGUGAAGGCCGCUAUCAGGUUCAUCAAUGGACCCAUGAAUGAGGCGCUGCACGGGACACCCAUAGCUGAUCAGACUAAAGUGGACGAAAUUCUAAAUUUCAACCAACUGUCAGAUGCGACCACAACUGAAAGGAAAGAACAGGAUGACGAAGAGAGGUUGAGGGGAGUGAAGGCCGCUAUCAGGUUCAUCAAUGGACCCAUGAAUGAGGCACUGCACGGGACACCCAUAGCUGAUCAGACUAAAGUGGACGAAAUUCUAAAGUGA
Molecule: messenger RNA, 652 nt
Organism: Symsagittifera roscoffensis
Lineage: Eukaryota; Metazoa; Xenacoelomorpha; Acoela; Convolutidae
Product: enolase 4-like
Exons: 4
Coding region: 8-652 (214 amino acids)
Biological process (GO): glycolytic process
Cellular component (GO): phosphopyruvate hydratase complex
Molecular function (GO): phosphopyruvate hydratase activity; magnesium ion binding
Source: RefSeq, a predicted model, not a curated record